This is a messenger RNA of Quercus lobata, 1448 nucleotides long. It is a transcript of the gene TIN1, whose product is annotated as tunicamycin induced protein. The record is from RefSeq and is a predicted model, not a curated record. NCBI's taxonomy places the organism in Eukaryota, Viridiplantae, Streptophyta, Magnoliopsida, Fagales, Fagaceae. Bases 95 to 1372 code for a protein of 425 amino acids. The transcript has 3 exons.
AACAGCCCACACAUUAAAAACAACCUCAUUUAUUUUGUAUUGUACAAAUCAAAAUCCAUAAUCCAAAAUCAAAAUCAAAAUCAAAAUCAACCCAAUGGCUCUGAAACCUGUCUCUCUGCAAUGCAAAUCCGUGUUCUUACUAUUUUUCCUCAUCGCGAUCCAAACGUCGUCGUCUACGCCUCUGUUUUCCUCUUCUUCUUCCUCAGAUUUCAAUCCUCCCUACCCCAAAGCCAUCUCUGAUCUGAAGGAAGCGAUAGUGAAAGGUUUAGGGUUUCAAGCGGAUGAUUUCAAGGUAUCAGGGUUUGAUCUGAGGGAUGCCCAAGUGGGGCAUUCAGUGGCGUAUGAAUUCGAUGUGGAAAUCGACAAUAAGGUCCUUCCCUUCAAGCUUUUGGAGGAUGUUAACCGCUGGGAAUAUGUGGAUUUGCCUAUUUUCCGAGUGGACAAUGGGUUGGUUGAGAAGGGCAAAUCGGAUCCCAGCUUGCCGGUUCUAGCUCCGUUUCAGUUGGCUGGACCCAUGGAGCUUUGGAUUCAGGAUGCCAAAGAUAUGCGCAUCUCUCUUCCACAUGAUGUGGAUGCUGGUGUCUUGAAGAAAGUGAUGUUAGCAGAUGGUGCCGUUGUUACUGUCAAGGGUGCUAGAUCAGUUAGCCUACGCCACCCACUUGAAUUCCCACUCCCCUUAAACCGAUCCCAAAAUGGAUUUGCAUCUGGUCUAUUAACCCUGGCUGAACAGCUCCGCCAUGCUUCCCGUACUCAAGGUGCUUCACUCCUCUCACUUCGCAUUGUUGGUCCUACCUCCCUCACAGCCCCCACCUCAUCUUCACCCUCUUCCACCAACAGGCUGAAGCUUAAGCGCCUUGCACCAGGGCUUGUGGAGUUAUCCUCAACAUCAAAGGCCCUCUCCACUAUUGAUCUUCAAGAAGAUGCCACCACACUCUUGACGCCAAGUCAGUUCACCACAAUGUGGCCUCUUCCUUCAGUCAAUGGCUCAAACUCAAACUUGCUUGGUUUUGAGACACUGCUCUCUUCGGUGCUGGGUCCUAAGGCUAACAAGAAAGGUUCCUUCAAGUUGUUGAAGGCAGACGUGUCAGCUCAGACAUUUCUAAAGAUAGGUUUUGGGGUUGAGAAGAAGUUGAAAGAAGGAGAUGGGAUUGAUUUUGAGGGUUUUCCUGCGUGGAGGACAAAGCCAGAGAAUGUGAGAAUGCAUUUUGAAGUUUUGGCAAAGGUUGACGGUGAGAAGAUUGUGCCAGAGAGAGUCAUGCAAGUUAACCCUGUUAUUGUGGAGGAUACAGUGGCACCAAAUGUGGCUGCGGGGAAUGUGACAAUGUCUAAGGCCCCUAUUAUUCACCCUCCCUCCAACCCCCUCACCUUGUAAAUUGUUGAAGGGAUUUAAUUUUGAUUAAAGUUACCAGAGCAAAGUGUACCUAUCAAAAAAAAAAAAAAAAAAAAAA